AAGACCGGGCUUAGUUAAGACUAGGCUUAAGUUCGGUUGUCAACUUAGCAAUCAGGACCAGACUUAGUUAAGACCAGUUGGUGCGACCUGCUCAUAUCGAUCAAGCUCUGGGAUAGUGAGAGAACUGGAAUGUUUGAUGAUUGUUUUUGUUCUCUCUUCUGACAAAAUGACACAGUCCUGGACGAUGACGCCACCGAAGACAUGGUGUCUCCUGCCCCUCGCUGUCCUCCUCUUCCUGUCCAUCGUUCUCACAGUGGCUGAAGUGGUAAAGUCCGUGUCGGACUGCGACCAGUUUUUCCUUGAGGAAACUCCACCACAGGUCCCAGGCAUCUUGGAGGGCGGAAGAAUCCUGAACCAGAACCGAUACAAACCCAUUUGCCAGACUUUUGAGAAUGAGAGAAGGUUUGUGACGCUCUACGACAUCAGGAACAAGAUCCCAGUGUUUUCUGCUUACAAGUACAAAGGGGGAGUGGGAAACAGACCCUCGAACGACUGGAAGAUAGAGCCUCAGCUUGAGGAGGAAGAAGAAGACGAGAACAUGAUGCUUGUGGACAAAAAUAAGACCUACAUCCACCAGGCUGGGAACAUUGAUUACAGACGCAAUGGUGUGUUUGACAGGGGCCAUUUAUUUCCAAGCUCCCAUGCGUUCAACAGAUCUGACAAAAAGUCUACCUUCACCCUGACAAACAUCGUUCCACAAGCCGCCAGAUUCAACCAGGGAAGCUGGAACAAAAUGGAGAUGUGCAUCAAAUGUGUGAUGGACAAAUACUGCAGAAACAGCAAUAAUAUUACUGAAGGCUUUGUAGUAACUGGAGCGCAACCCAGCAACAACAACAUCCUCAAAAACAGGAUUAAUAUCCCCUCCAUGCUCUGGUCAGCAUUCUGCUGCUACAGCUCCAACAUGCGCACGUGGUUAGCAAGUGCACACUGGGGCGACAAUGUUACGCCUAAAAACAAAUAUCUGGAGACUGAAACUCUGGAAGAACUCCAUCAAGAACUGAGGACAGCGGACUCUGAAUUUAAAGUGUUUCCUGGGACACAGUGUCCUCUCCACACAACUGUCACUGAGUUUUACCCAGGAAUCAAGGACUGCCAAUGCCCACACUCCACUUCACCCACCUCUGCAUCUCCCAACUCAACAUCUGGCACUCCCAAUUCAACAUCUGCCAUUCUCACAUCAUCUGGCAAUCUCACUUCAAUAUCUGCCACUCUCACAUCAACAUCUGCCCCUCCUACAUCAACAUCUGCCCCUCCUACAUCAACAUCUGGCCCAGUCACAUCUACAGCUGGCACUCCAACUUUAACAUCUGGCCGACAUUGACAUCUAGCACACCUUCAACAC
This is a messenger RNA of Epinephelus moara (kelp grouper), 1342 nucleotides long. RefSeq names its product endonuclease domain-containing 1 protein-like. Gene Ontology annotation, molecular function: hydrolase activity; metal ion binding; nucleic acid binding. Lineage: Eukaryota; Metazoa; Chordata; Actinopteri; Perciformes; Serranidae. The transcript is spliced from 2 exons. The record is from RefSeq and is a predicted model, not a curated record. Bases 137 to 1321 code for a protein of 394 amino acids.